CACCCAGCGACAUCAAAAUUUUUCGUCAAGAUUCGGAAGCGCCAGUGAGACUCAGCGAGGAAUACAUGACCCCUUGAGGCAACCUGUAUUUUCUCAUAUGCUCCGUCGGCUGGUGUCUUCGCGGUAGAAAUCUUGUUUUAGUCUUUCCGCCCUUCUCGAUCGCAAUUUUUACGAAAAAGCAUCCCCGUGGUCAAUCAUGCCUACCGCCGCGGAUGUAAGCUCUGGAGUGGGCGUGGUUACCAGCACGACUCCGUCUGCGUCUUCAGCCGCGAAAACGCUCGACACAAGUGUGACUAAACGACCAACCAGUGAAGAGGCGGAGGACCAAGAAGAACACGUCCUGACCGCGACCCCGCCCACCCCUCCGACAGACGCAAUGGACGAACAAGCGACUAGGAAAGCUUCCUCGGAGAUGAAAGAGGAGGAUAAAGAUGAAAAAGGAUCACGACCACGACAAGCAUCCGCGUCUGUCCCUGACAAUCCUCCUGUGAAGAACACGAGACCUUCUGUAGUUGCACCAGCUAGAAGUAGUACAACUUCACCGCAGCAGCGCUUGGAAAUCUUGAAAGCGUGGCUGGCCGAGAAGAAAUGCGAGUUGCCGAAUUACCUGGAAGUCGCGUUCACAAAAGAAAAGGGGAUGCACAUUCGGGUGAGGGAAGACUUGGGGAAGUUUUGUGAUCCUGCUUCAACCACCUCCUUCGAGACCGACAGCCCUUUCUUUGCGAAGAUUCCGGCAAAUGCGAUUCUGUCGUGCAAUGACCUCCCAGAGUGCUGCCGGAAGCAGCCGCCAAAGGAGCUGGAGAAUUGGUCGGGCGUGCAGGACCUGUGGGUCUUUCUGGUCAUGGUAAAGACCGGACGGCUGGAAUCAAGAGAAUACGGCGGGUACAUCCAGAGUCUGCCGCCGAUUGUUUACGGGGCAGAAGGGAGAAAAGAAGGUUUUUCGGGCGAAGAGGAGUUGAGUAAAAACAAGCAAGGAAAAGUCCAUCACGACGACAUGCAGCCGGAGGCGAAGGUUCGAAAGAUUUGCACUGCAGCGUCUGGAGGAGCAGGAGCACCAUCACCACCACCACCUUCUGAGGACCGCGAUGGCGCGACUGGCAUGGCUAAAAAUCCCACGCCCGCUGGUUCCUCUUCUACCAGCAGCACCUGUGACUACGAACAAAGUGCAAAACCGCAGAUAAACGACCACGACCCUGACUCCGAUUUCGGCCCCGACGACCCUACGCACUGGAGCACGGAGGAUUUGCACCAGUUUCUGCCGCAGACGAACUUGCUACUGGAAACCACCCGGCUGGUCGAAAUCUUGAAGUGCCAGGUCGACACCUUCGCUUUUCCCCAGUAUGGGAUUUGCCUCGAGGAGUGGAAGUGGGCACGGUCGGUCUACACGUCGCGCGCGUUUACGGCGGCUUUGAAGAAGAAUUCAACUUGCCCGGUCAUGCUCCCCCUGAUCGAUGUUUUUAACCACAAGGCGGUGGAUAACCCUGUUGAGGUCUGUCGCUAUUUCGAGAACAAGGCAAAAGAACUGCAAGCAUCGACGACGGGCGCCGGGCAUCAAGAAGACCAAAAUCAGGCAGCUGAGAUUUCGCCCGCGGUGCUGCAAGAACUGGAGCAACCGUCUUCCUCGCAAAGGAAGAAACGGACUCUGAUGGGGUGUUUAUUCGACGAGGAUGUUGUAAGUGGGGAUAAAAAAAGAAACGAACAAAGUAGUACGGUGGAAGCAAGUGGUCGAAACACAGUCCUAUCAGCCAAAACUACUACAGAAGACGCGGACGUGGUUCUGUGUGUGAAGCCUGAGCAAGCCGAUACUUUCGAGCUGGAGCUCCAGCCGGGCCAGGAAGUUUUCAACAACUACGGACCGAAGGGAAAUGAGGAGCUCUUGCUCGGGUUCGGCUUUACAAUUGAGAAUAAUUGUUUCGACUGCAUGCAGCUACGCGUCACCGUAGAGGUGAAGGAGAAGGCGAAAUUCGACCAGAUUCUGCGCAAAUUUCCGAAAGCUUACUGUCUGUCCGAGGAAGGUGAAACGCAAACGACGGACGAACGGACUGGAACUGCAAGGAACGACACCCGCAGCGAUUCCAGUAAGUCGAGCACCUAUGACGGGUCGAAAAGUUCGCAGAGACCCAAAAUCCUGAAGGUGGAAUACCCGCGAAUUUCCGUCGGGCCGUUCUUCUUGAAGAAAAGUUGUGGGCGGAAGAUGGAAGCAGGUAAUCGUGGUGAGAACAACGACUUGCCACGACAGGCGAACGCAGGGAGACUUGCGGGAGAACAACCGGCGGAAGGAGGAGCGAGCACUGCGAUGCAGGCUUCUGCGAUUAUCGACAUCGCACGGCGAGCAGCGGAAUUUUGGAUGUUCUCGAAGGAAGAAGGCGUAGAAGCGUCCCCGGCUUCGUCAGAAGGAAAUGUCGUAAAAAGUGCUGCAGAUGACGACAUUCAGAAACAUCAAGUCCAGCAUCCCGAUACAUUUGUGCUUCCCGUUCAGACAAACUCACGCGCAUCAAAAGCGACGGCUUCAUCUUCCUCAUGUGAUACCACCCGAGAAAUCCCCCUCGCCCUCCUCGCUCUUUUUCUCCAUGUGCACUACGACAAAACGCCCAGCGACGGCGAAGGCUGUCCCGUUGGGGAGGCGAUUUUCCACGCCUUCGAGCAGCUGGCCCAGUGCUUCUACGAGAAAACAAAGAAGCUGCCGUGCUUUGAUGAGGCAAAAACAGCGCAGGCAGAAGAGACGCUUGUUCAUUCGAGCGAGGAGUUCGUUCUGCGACGGCGGACGGGAAACUACGUCGAGUUUCUGAAUAGCAGUCCGAGCGGUGGAGAAGCUUUUAACGCAGAGGGAAAAGAUCAUAAUUUGGAUCUCAACACAACAAAAAUGGCGAAAACAAUAACCGCGAAGAGAAGGCGACGGGCGGAAUUCGCCUCGACGUAUGUGCACGGGCAAUGGGAGUUGGGGUUUGGCGUAGUCGAGGAGUUGAAGACUGUCGGCAAUAUUUUGGAAGAGUUCUAUCUGGAACAGGAUGGGGCAACACCGAGCCAGGUUUGUCAGCUGUUUGAAAACGCGUUCGGAGGUGAUGCUCGGUAAGAGCCGCAGAAGCCGCUCCUACCAAAGGACAAGUUUCUUCACAGUCAUGCCGUCCUAGAUUUAUUCUCUUUCUCGAUAGCGACAAAGAAAAACGACCAGAAAGAGAAAGUGCUGAAUGUAAGCUACUGUGCUGCGGGAAGCGACUAAAGUCAAUAAAU
Amoebophrya sp. A120 is the source of this 3231-nucleotide messenger RNA. The record is from the annotation of a GenBank genome assembly. NCBI's taxonomy places the organism in Eukaryota, Dinophyceae, Syndiniales, Amoebophryaceae.